AUGGCCGAAACAGCAAGAACAACUUUCUUUCACCGCGGAUGGACAAACUUCUCUGGACAAUUUAAUACUGCAUCCAUCGAUAUGAGAUUCAAUUUCUCGGAAGAACAACAUAUUUCUUCUUCACACCAUGCAAUUCUUGCCUUUAUUGUACCGGUGAUCAUCAACCUCCAACAAUUGAAUUAUCAAGGAAAGGACAAAACUCCAUUUGAAACCCAUCCCAAAACCAUGGGGGUUGCCCUUACUAGUUUGCUCCUAUAUUACAUCUUGUCUAAAGCAAACCUGAGAUUUUCCUCUCCAGUUUGUGCCAGUAUUCUUUGCUAUGGUAUGGAAUUGUUUGGGUUUUUGACAUUGACAUCUUUAGCAUCAACUUUGUUCCCAGACUCUGUCAUGCCAGUUCUCUAUGUAUCAUUCAUCAUGUUCUUAGCAUGUGAUUUGAUACAAUGGUUUUGCUGGACAAUAAUGAGGGAACCUGGAGAAUUAGGCUUUCAUGGUAGACCCAUUGCACGCCAUUUCAUUGAUUCACAUAGGCACAGGGCACAUGCUUUUACAAGCGAGAGGAACAUACUUCCAGUCUAA
Messenger RNA from Ilex paraguariensis (yerba mate), 576 nucleotides. Lineage: Eukaryota; Viridiplantae; Streptophyta; Magnoliopsida; Aquifoliales; Aquifoliaceae. The record is from the annotation of a GenBank genome assembly.